AGAAAAUGGAGAAGCUAGAGAUUGUCAUCGCGGUCCUGCUACUGUGCCUGGUGGCGCUUGGCGUGUACGUGACUACCUACUGGACACUGUCACGAAAGAAGAGGCGCGACGCAGAGGACGACCCCAGGAAGACGGAGGUACAGUACAGAUACCUGGAGGAAAAAGCAGAAAAUGAGCGCAAGAAAGUCGCCACCGCUUAUGCUCAAGAAACUAUGCCUAGAAUAACUAUCACUCCGGUACAGCCACGCCCUAACUUCCCAAGGGUACGUCCUAUUUUACUUUCUAAUAGAGACCUUUACAUUCAUUCGAGAACGAUUACACUGAUUACUCGUACAACAUUUGAGCUGGAGUUUUUUCCGCUUAUUCUUAAAAAAAAUACCCCGGACAGCUUCAUCUUGCUUUUUUCAUCAGAAAAGUUUGCAAGGUUAUUUUUAUGGAAGGGGGUUAACCCCCCUCUGAUCUCAAAAUGAUAAAACUUUUAACAUUUGAUAACCUGUUUCCGCGACAACGAUAUUCUCGCUAAAAGUUACCCUAAAUCUGUCGUAGAAUAACGAACGCUUUUACGUUUUCCCGCCAAGAUCGGACGCUGGUUCACGCGCUACUUAGGAUUGAGAAAAUCUCGUACUCGUAGUCGUCCUCGUCUUAGAAUCUUGAGGUCUCAAAUGUUUCGCCUCUAAGGUCGUUCCAGCCAAUUCACUUACGUCCUUGUUAAUUUUAACUCUAAAUUCGUCUACUGACCUCCCUGAAUAUUCCUAUUGAAAGUUUCUGCGGCUACAGACCAUUGGAUAUAUGUUCAAGUCCCGGCUGCAGUUGUAAGAAUGGGCAAUAAUCAAUCACAUUCCAUCCCUAAAAGAGCGAUUUUUUUUUGUUUGGCAGUGGAUUCUUACCUCGCGAUACUCUCAUUCGUUAUCCUUGUCCUGUUGACACUUUACGGAGGCAUCGUCUUUGAGCUCGGUGUCGUUUAAUUCUUCCACUUUCAUUCCGGCUUAUAACCACUUGCAUUAAGAAUUUCAUCUUCUCACCAUCCACUCUAUUUGCUUACCUUAGAAUACCCUUUUGACUGGUUAAUUGUGAUUUAUUGCGUUUCAGAGUCUUCUGUCUUCAGAUGAAAUGCUCUCGACUGACGAGGAAUAUGAUGGAGAAGAGUCAUCCGAUGAUCAUCCUGAUUUAGGGAGACUUUACUUCGCCCUUAGAUAUGAUCAACAUCGGUGAGAUAUUCACUGUCUCUAGCAUGACCUGUAAAUGUUUUCUGGUGAGGCGCGAGUACUAAAAUUCGGUCGAGUGAUGAUGGGGAUGGAUGAAUCAGAGCAAGGAGACACGGAGGGGCGUAUUUCUAACCCUCCUCACCUCUCCUCCCCGUCUUUCCGCUUUUCCAAUCAUGGCCUGAAAAUUUUGCUGUUUUUCAUCGUUUCCACUUGUAAGAGAUUUUUCUGAGAGGCAUGUGCUGUAAAAUUUCGCCAGCUACUCUAGAAUCGUCUCCGUCCGCGUGUUCUAUUCUCCGCAAUCAUUCUCUGCCUUAACAAACAAAGAUAGCGACGACAUACAGGGAAUCCUACAUAGGAGCUCGCGCUUGAAAAACACAACUGACUGCAUUGUAGGAUAAAGCAUUGCUCCUUAUUUUCACAUACAAUGAAAGUCUCAGGCUGUUCAUAAGAAACCAUCAUAAGGUGACAUUAAUUAGAAACUGAUCGUAGAAUUUAAUCGAGAAAGUUGCGUUAUUCAAGCUUUAUUUUUUUCAAACACAUUGUGCCUCAAAGAAUUUCAGACAUAGGGAAAAUAAUUGGCAAUAGGUGCACAUUUAUAUCCUGGUAUCAUGCUACACUCAAUGAAAAUACAGUAUCCUUAUAAAUCGUAACAUGUUCACAGUUUAUUUCUUUGUUCAUAGAAGAGGGAUACUUAAUUUUAUCCGGAGAGCUAUAACUCAGUUUUAUUCGCUUAAAAAGGAGAUAUAUUUCUUGUCAACUCGUUUACUUUUUCUUUGUAGAUCUAUUUUGACUGUGCGUCUGAUUAGAGCUGAAGACAUACCAGUGGAAGGCGAAUCCAUCUCUACAUAUGUUGAUGUUCAUCUGCUGCCACUGAACCUUCAGAGUCACACCUUUCAACCUUACGACACAACUAUCAAUGUCAGCUUCAGGUAUUUUAUGCAUAGACUACUGCGAAGAUUCUCUCUCUUUUUCUUCUUCUUCAGAGAUAGUGGGUUAGCACGCCUAACACUUGAAAACCGCAGGCCAGGGUGACAUUCCCUGCUAGGUUUACGAUUUGUUUUAAAGUUAUUUUUAAACAAAAUAACAAUAAUCAGCUUGUUAGUUAAGAUCUUUUAACGUUUAUUUUAAUGUGUAUUCUUUUUAAACUGCUAGAAAUACAAUUAUCGUAAACCCUUAUACAGAAAACCUUGGAAGCAAUUGACCGUUUUGGUUUUCUCUGUUUCUAGGGAAGUUUACGAGUUUCCGCUGUCCCAGUCAGAGAUGGCACUGCAGACACUCAAUCUUCACAUCUGCCGCUAUGACAGCUAUUCACGCCGAACUUCCAUCGGUGACGUGUUUCUUGCUCUGGCUGAGCUAAGCGCACAAGGCAUUGAUUUCACCAGAGAAGUUUUUCUUUGUCGAAACAUUAUCAGUCAUCAAGAGGUAGGAUCGAAAUUUAUGAUAUUUUUUCCCCAUUAUGGAAAGAUGGAAAUUUCUCGCGUAUUAUUGACAGCUUUUCAAUCUUUGUUUUCUUUUCCUUUGUCGUGCAAAAGGUAAAACGACCUGAGAAUAUCCCAUAGAAAAAAACUCAAAGCUAUUGUUGACCUAUUUCUUUUUUUCCCCCUGCGUAAGGUAAACUUUCCCCCAAUCAUCUUUGUUAUGUAUAUGCGAAGCUAAGGGUUUACGGCUUAGUUUUAUAAUUAGCGAAGCUCCUCGCGCACGCGAAGCGCGAGCAGGCGUAGCCCUAAAUGUGGUAAAAAAAUCCCAUCCGAGAAAUUUUGGUAAUCACAUGACCGAACGCCCGUCCGCUGUCCGUCUGCACCACGGGCAUACCAAUGUAAAAUAACUCAAUCAACAGGUAUGGCAACCCAAAUGCAACUCGAUAUUAUUUUGGUGGGAAAUCGCAUAACCACCCGCGUCUGGUGAAGCAGAGACAACUAAAGAGUCAAUAAAGACAAAAACGGAAAGCGGAAAUUGUUUCUGUAUCGGUGUUGUCUAAAGUGUUAAGCUUAGAUUAAUUGUCAUGUCCAUAAAUUUGGAAUAUAAAGAAAGAGAAAGACAGCGAAAAAAGAGAAAAUACUCGACAGGCCACCGAAGCUCAACUGGAAAAAUAGCGACGUAGAUGAAGAGCGAGAUAUAAGGAGCCAUUCUUUGUUGGAAGAACAACAUGAAUUUGUAGCGGCGGUGAGAAAAUGAGAAAUGCUAGCGGCCACCUAGGAAAAAAUGAGCGGCGGUGAAAACAGUGAACAAAAACAUCUACGACAUUUUCUCCAUAAAACGUGUAACCAGCACGUUUCUGGAAGUUUCACGUUGUAGUCGUGCAAAAAACGGCAAAGAAAUGUACAAAAAAAGUGUGUUGUAGCCAUUCGAAACAAUGUCGCAAAAAUGUUGCGACUUUGUGUUGCGCUAAAAAUCUUCGUUGCGAAUCGUCUGGUGUAACAUUACCUUUAGAAUUACACGAUUUUAUAUUUAGUUUGAGCAAGCUAUAAAUAUUAUCGAGAGCUCCGCUUUUAGCCCUGGCUAAAUCCUAGUAAAAUCCAACUAGUGGUCUAUUAUAAAUGCUGUGUUCUGAUUGGUUGAACUACUACUAGGCUACAUGUUAUAGCUCACUAGCAGCGAAAAGCUUGGGCUUUUUGGCGGCAAAAAAGGAUUUAAGUCUAGCUUCAACUAGCUAAAAAUUUUUUAUUCUCGAUAUAUUUGACCAGCUAGUUGGAUUUUACUAAAACAAUUGUUCCUCUCGUCCUCAUGGCCUCUGAGUCAAUAGCCCAUUCGGGCUCGAGGAAUAAUUGUUAAAUGUUACCCUAGGUUCAAUUCGUUCCUUCUUAAAAACUCGAAAAAGCAUUUUUAGCAAUAAUUAAAACAGACAAGCAAACUGAUUUAAAACAUGUGUACCAGUAAAUAAUGCAGCUGAGAAUUUUCCAAAAUUGACGUUUUGUAUUUCUUGCUCAUACAUGCAGAUAUAUCAAACGUUGGGCAGACGAAAGCAUCUGGAGACUGGUGACGAGGAUGGAAAAGACGAUAGUGAAAUUGAACAUAUCACAAAACAUAGAGAAAGAAAGGUUAGUAAGGCGAGAUUUUGUUUCUCAUAGCUUUGCCAAGUAGUAAUAAUGGUUAGUAUCAAUAUCUAAGAAGAAAAUAAAAUACUCAGUAAGACCCAAACGAGCUAAACGAGAAGUCAAAUCAACAUCUCGUAAUGUUUAGAUUUCGGUGCUACUCGUUCCCUUUAGCGUUUCCAUCCAUUGCUUUUAUUGUCAACGUUAUAGAGUAUUCUAAUAAAAAAAAUUGGAGAAAACUAGAGAAUAUGAAUAAAAUGAACUAAAGCUGGUGACAUUAGAAAUUUGAAUGGACCCUCGCUAAGUGGUCUAGUUACAUGGAACAAAAACAACACCCUGGAAAGCGAUGCGGUUUUUCUUACCUUCUCUCCAAAUUUCCAUUGCUGUGCUCGUUCUUUCGUUUACGUUGUCUUAAAGUUUCAGACUUUCCAGUCUUGUAGCUUUUGACUGUAUGCCCAGUCUUCAUCAGCAAUAAACGCUCAGUGAUGUCAAGUGACUUAAUCAAAAAAAUCGCGGGAAGUUCAUAACCCACAUCUCUAUUUUUAGGGUUGGACGCUGGCGUCUUAUAUGGAUGGCCUCCUUGAUUUUUUCUUUAAUGUCCACCGUCUCUGGUCAAGGAUCUUGACACCUUCCCAUUCUAUCUCUUGAUUGGCUUUCGAUUGACCAUAAAUACCAUUUUACUCUAAUCCUCCUCUUUUGCAGGUGACGGGGAGAAAAGUCAGUUCUCAGAGAAUGUGGGAUGUGCUUCGCAGAGCCGUUCAAUCUGGGUCAUACAAGAAAGCAUAUCUAGCCAGUGACUCCGGUUCAGCUUUAUACUGGGAAUCUAUUUUCUCCCCGGGGGCAUCCAGUACCGAAGGGUAUAGAUAUGCGUCGGCGCCCAGUAGUCCUAUUAAGUCCCCCGAGUUUUCAUUCUCGGGUCCGGGCCCUCCUGAUGAAUCUGGCGAGUACACUGACGAGGAACGAGGUGCAACAUGGAAAGGAGGACAAAAAGUCGCCUUCGAUUUUCCGCCUAGUUUGACAGAAGAGUCUGAUUUUGAAUCGUCCAUAUAUGAAGAGGAGACUGAGUCAAGACGCAGAGAAUCUACCCAGUCUCCGCCGAUUGAAUCCGUUCAGUUGUCCCCAGCUCCCGAGGAGUACUAUAGAAUAGUGCCUAUUACACCUUUUACCUCUUAUAAAAAGAAGCGGGAAGUUACCGAGGCUUCCUUUUCCUGGAAAUUACCGCAUACAUUCACGUCACGUGAACGUGACGUAGUAGAAACUCUUUCCCAGGCCUAUAAGCAGCCUCGGGUUGUAUCUAUUGCUAGACCUCGAUAUGAGCCUGGGAGCGAAGAAGGCCCCCCGCCAGCAAAACAACGUUUGUUCGAUCGAACGGUAAGUAAAAAGGGAAAGGACACAAAGGAACAAAGACUAUCACGGACAAAGGCUUCAAAACAGAGAAAAACGGAACGGAAAAGUAAGAAAGGUGUAUUUAAAAAGUCAACAAAAUUAUCUCCCAGAAUGGAACCUGAUGGCGAGCCCGCGGAAAAAUUGAUCGGCUCAACGAGAGGAAAAGGCAAACGUUCUGCUCUAAAGUUUCGGGGAAAAUCGUCGCCAAAAGCUCCAAAACUAGCUUCUCGGCGAAACGAUUCGGGACUUGUCGAGGGUUUGUCGACCGAGCCAAUUGCUUCGGAAUUACCCGAAGAAGAAUUGAUCGUGGAGCCUUCUUCGAGACUACCAAGGGAUGUUCGUACGAGAUUGAAUUUUCCGUCUGUCUCGACUUCAGAGUACCUGACUCCACCAAUGUCUUCUUUACAAGACUUUUAUUCAAUAAACCGAUCGCAGUCGGAUCCGAGUGUGGACGUCGAACACUUCCGAAACUUGGGGGAAUUAUCUUCGGAAUUUCGACGUACUCGCUCGAUGUCAGCAUUAGAGGACGAAGAAAUAACAGACGAAGAUGACUAAUAACAGACGAGAGUCUUUUCUCGCACAAAAAUGCAAAUCAAAUCAAACAUAAAGUAUUUUAUUCGAAAGAGUUUCAUAGUUUACAAGGCUAUCUAACAUGUCAG
This is a messenger RNA of Porites evermanni, 6282 nucleotides long. The record is from the annotation of a GenBank genome assembly. Lineage: Eukaryota; Metazoa; Cnidaria; Anthozoa; Scleractinia; Poritidae.